Cloeon dipterum is the source of this 3281-nucleotide messenger RNA. RefSeq lists its product as uncharacterized. The record is from RefSeq and is a predicted model, not a curated record. The transcript is spliced from 9 exons. NCBI's taxonomy places the organism in Eukaryota, Metazoa, Arthropoda, Insecta, Ephemeroptera, Baetidae. The coding region runs from base 110 to 2518 and encodes 802 amino acids.
UUUGACUGAGCACCGCUGGGAGCGACGCGCACCUGUCGCGGCAUUUCUGUUCCUUUUGUGUGGAUUUGUUGUUUAUUUUUUCGCGUCUGCAAGGGAUGGUGCAGUAGCGAUGGACCGGAUAGCACCAUUCAUCCUGCUGUCGGCGCUGCUGUACGGCGUUGUCGGCCAAUUCGAGUGGCAGCGCAGAGAUGCCUUCGACGAGAUCAAGAGCCGCAUCGAAAAAGUCAACAGUGAAAACUGCCCGAUUUCUCACUUGGGUGACCUGUACCUGCCAGAGGACAGCGUUUCGCACCUUCCCGAUAUCAAGGACAUCAACAUCAACCCGGUCUUCCCGAACCGAACGGCGUUGCUGCUGCUGCACAACUUGGCGCUGUCCAGGGCCUUCUUCUACAGCUACACCCUGCAGUCGCGCUUCAUCCGGCCGGCCAUCAAUGACACCUACGACCCUGGCAUGAUGUACUACUUCCUCUCCACCGUCGCCGAUGUCUCCUCCAACCCUUUCAUCAACGCCAGCGCAAUUUAUUUUGCGCCCAACUCUUCUUACUCGCCCUCGUAUCGAGGAUUUUUCAACAAGACAAUGCCGCGUUUUGCGCCUCGCACCUUCCGUGCGGACGACUUCAACGACCCGAUCCACCUGCAGCGUAUUUCCACCAUGAACACGUUCACAGUGCAGGACCUGGGAGCCAUCCCCAACAACAGCCAGAGCAGCGAUUACACCUCCGACUACUACAGAACUAACGAGUGGUACCGAAAAUGGCUGCCUGACGUCGUCAAGAACCGCCAGGACACCAAGGUGACAUACGACGUGAAAAUCCGUUACGCAAACAACACAAACGAGACAUUCUCGUUCCACGGCCCUCCUGGCGCGGACGAGGAUCCCGGUCCAGUGAAGUGGACGCGUCCAUACUUCGAUUGCGGUCGGUCGAACAAGUGGCUGGUGGCGGCCGUGGUGCCCAUUGCUGACCUCUACCCUCGCCACACCGGCUUCCGACACAUCGAGUACCCGAGUUAUACUGCCAUCUCGGUCAUUGAAAUGGACUUUGAUCGAAUAGACAUCAACCAGUGCCCUCUUGGCGAGGGCAACAAGGGUCCGAAUCGCUUUGCAGACACGGCCAGAUGCAAAAAGGACACAACAGAAUGUGAACCAAUCCACGGUUGGGGUUACCGAAGGGGUGGGUACCAGUGCCGCUGUCUUCCAGGCUGGCGUCUGCCGCCGAACGUCAGAAGGCCCUACCUCGGUGAAAUCAUCGAAAGGGCCACCACUGAGCAGUACUACCACGGAGGCUUCAGCUGCGAAAGGAUUUCCUGGAUCCACCGACUGCCGCAGCAUUGGGAGCGAGUUCCCAAGUGGAUGAAGGACAAGUACCUGGACAAAUUCUACGAGUACCACAACUCCACAAACGGCACAAGCAGCCGCAGGUCCCUCGACCACGACAAGAUGAACAUUGAUGAAGUGCUCAGGUUCAUCUUUGACGUCACUCCCAAAUCGUGCAAAAACUACCACAAGCAGGAACUGACCCUGAACGGAGACAUCGCUUACGGUAUUGAGGAGCAGUUUGGAAACGAGGCUAGGAUGGCCGUGCGGUUGGCUAACUUCAUUUCUGGAUUCCUCCAGGUGGUCGACCCUUACGAAGUUUACUCUGGGACGAGGGUGGCUGAUUUUCCCCUUUCAGAGGACCAGAUGAUCGCAGAAACCCUGUCCCUUCUGAUGGGAGACUCGAAGAUCUGGUCUGCCGGCACGUUCUGGGAGCGCAACAAGUUCACAAACCGAACCCUGUUCGCGCCUUUCGCCUACAAGGAGAAGCUGAACACGCGCAAGUUCAAGGUGGAGGAUUUGGCGCGGCUCAACGGCACCGACGAAGUUUACCUCAACAACGAGUGGUUCCGCUUCCUCAAGCAGCGCUGGAGCGCCAAUUUUGACUCGCUUGAGAAGAUCAACAUGAAGAUCAAGAUCAGGUACAACGAGACCGGCGAGUACCUCAAGAAGUACGAGGUCUACCCCAACUUCUACCGAGCUGCAAACUUGGACCAUGGAUACUGGACCAAGCCCUAUUUCGACUGCGAUGGAAAGGUGAAGAAGUGGGUAGUGACCUACGCGGCUCCGUUCUUCGGUUGGGACGCGCUGCGUGCGCGUCUCGAAUUCAAGGGCGCCGUCGCGGUGACGGUGGACCUGCUGACGCUGGACAUCAACCAGUGUCCCGGCUCGUACUACACGCCGAACGCGUUCAAGGGGACGCACAAGUGCGACCGCAAGUCGUCCUACUGCGUGCCCAUCCUCGGACGCGGCUUCGAGUCGGGCGGCUACAAGUGCGAGUGUCUGCAGGGCUUCGAGUACCCCUUCGAGGACGCCAUCACCUACUUUGACGGGCAGCUGGUUGAGUCCGAGUUCAACAACAUCGUGGCCGACACGCCGUCCAAGUACGACAUGUACAAGUGCCGUCUGUCCUCGGGACACGCCACCAGCGCCGGCCUCGCCCUCCUCCUGGCCGCCCUCUUAGUCCACGUGCUCAGCUUGUAGAUCUGAUUUUCUGGCAAUAAUUUUUUGUAAGUCCGUCCAUACACACGAAACUUAUGAUAUUCUUUUUAUUGUUUGGUAAAUGUUUGAAUGUCGAGUAAUUCAAGAUCUGAUUUUUAGGAAAAUUAUUUCUUUAAGGCAUUUCAAAUAGAACGGAAAGAAGUAUUUUUUAAAAUAAUGUUUUGAGAGAUUUGGCAAAACUAUAUCAGUUGGUUAAAAGACGAUAAAUUUAUUUUUAAACCUAACCGUCCGAGUUUUAAUGCGGUUUGCAUUAAAAUGAUAUUAUUUUAGUCUGCACAAAGUUGUCAAAUAUAUAUUUUGCACUCAAAAUGUGAGUUUUAUAAGCGAUUUUUGUGACUAGUUCUUCCGCAGCUUAAAAUUGGCUACAAUAAAGCCAAAUAAAUAAACAGGUAUAUAGUGUAAACAAAAGUAUUAAAAUUUUUGUUUUAAAGCCAAACUCACUCUGUUGCAUUGCCAAAUUUUGGCCUGCUGUCAUUUUGACCAUUCUAGUUUUAAGUGCAAAUCAAACUUAGUCCGUCCGACAACAAUAAAUUUGUUCGUAUUUAGAAAAAGGGACCAUUUAUAGAGUGGUAAUGUAAAAAUAAAUGUUUAAAUUUAAUGGAUUGAGCAAGCGAGUUAUGGUUAAACCCAGUUUUAAUUUUUGACCAUUUAUAUUAUGUCGACUCAUUCCUCAUUUUGUUCUAAAACAUGUUUCUGUGGUUUGUUUGAUUUAUUUUAUCAUGGUUUUUGAUACACUCUUGAAAAG